AUGGAUACGCUCGUGGCGCGGUACAGCCGCCCGGCAUACCACCAGAAUGAGGUCUUCUCGGAGCAGGAGCAGCAAGACCUUAACGAUACGGUGCCCAGUCUCAAGUUCGCCAUGCCUCCGGUCGCACAUCCCUCGGCCUGGUUGCGCGCCGCAACAGACGACCGCUCGAACCCGUCAUGCCCGAUCAAGAUCGCCCACGGCACAACGACGCUCGCCUUCCGCUUCCAGGGGGGCAUCAUCGUGGCCACCGACUCGCGCGCCACGGCCGGCAACUGGAUCGCCUCACAGACGGUGAAGAAGGUCAUUGAGAUCAACUCGGACCUGCUCGGCACCAUGGCGGGCGGCGCCGCCGACUGUCAGUACUGGCUCGCCUGGCUCGGCAUGCAAUGCCGGCUGCACGAGCUGCGGCACAAGCGCCGCAUCAGCGUCGCCGCCGCGAGCAAGAUCCUGGCGAACCUGGUUUACCAGUACAAGGGCAUGGGCCUGUCCAUGGGGACCAUGUGCGCGGGCGUCACCAAGGAGGAGGGCGCCGCGCUCUACUACAUCGACUCAGACGGCACACGGUUGGCGGGCGACCUGUUCUGCGUCGGGUCCGGCCAGACGUUCGCCUACGGUGUGCUAGACUCGGAGUACCGGUGGGACCUGACAACCGAGGAGGCCCUCGAGCUGGGCAGCCGUAGUAUUCUGGCCGCCACCCACCGUGACGCCUACUCCGGUGGUUUCAUCAACCUGUACCAUGUCAAGGAGACGGGCUGGGAGAAGCACGGUUUCACCGACACCAACCCGGUAUUCUGGAAGACCAAGCUGGAGAAGGGCGAGUUUAGCAACGUCACGAGCAACUUUAACGAAUAA
Molecule: messenger RNA, 852 nt
Organism: Chaetomium globosum CBS 148.51
Lineage: Eukaryota; Fungi; Ascomycota; Sordariomycetes; Sordariales; Chaetomiaceae
Exons: 2
Coding region: 1-852 (283 amino acids)
Cellular component (GO): proteasome core complex
Molecular function (GO): threonine-type endopeptidase activity
Source: RefSeq, a predicted model, not a curated record